GAAUUUCAGUAAGAUAGACUACGGCGACGACGAGGAAGAAGACGAUAAUGAUGGUGAUGGAGAGGGUUUCGGGACGUUUGUUGUGAAAUCGACGUUGAGUGGGACGGUAGUGAGGAAGAGUGGGGAUACUGGAGGAAGUGGUAGUGGAUCAACUAUGGGGAGAGCGGUGGCGAGCAUGCAGGCAGUUGGGGAUUUAGUGUUUGGGAAACAGAAGAGGAGGAGUGGUUCAUUGUCUUCGCAGGGUGAUGAGUACAAGCACCAUCAGCACACUAAAGUAUCUGCAAGCUUGAUUCCAGAGAGUGUGAUAAGAGAAGAUCCAACGACUAAGUAUGAAUUGCUCAAUGAACUAGAUAGUUAUGGAGUACUGUGGAGGGGAAGUGUUGCUGACUUAAUGAAUGUCACUGAGGAGGCGUUGGAGGAGAAUCAGAUAGCAUACAUAUGUAGAGAAGCUAUAAAGGGCCUUGGUUAUUUGCAUUCAAUUUUCAAAGUGCAUAGAGAUAUCAAAGGCGGGAAUAUUUUACUUACUGAACAGGGAGAGGUCAAGCUGGGUGAUUUUGGGGUUGCUGCACAGCUUACAAGGACCAUGUCAAAGCGCAACACGGUACAGUAA
Messenger RNA from Linum tenue, 610 nucleotides. The record is from the annotation of a GenBank genome assembly. Lineage: Eukaryota; Viridiplantae; Streptophyta; Magnoliopsida; Malpighiales; Linaceae.